AGAAAACUGGAAAACCCUGCAAUUGAACCACCAGUGUUUCUUAAUCUCAAAAUAGACAGUAAUUCGGUUAUUUAGAGUAUAUUAGGAUUCUCUCAAUCGAGAUUGAGGCUGCUUCUCAGAAACGGGGUAUUCACUCUUGACUUUUUCUUAUAUUGUAUUUUCCUUUUUUAUUUUAUGUGCUCAAGUUCACGUUAACCUAGUACUUUUGAGUCCGAGUAUUUAAGAAGUCUGGUUUGUUUCAUUUUCCUUGCUCUUAGCUUAUGAAUAUUGUGUGAGCAAAUAAAAAGAGGCUUAUUUAUGGAGAAGAUAUCUCACGUUAUGCAACAGAAUGAGGUAAUGAAGAAGCGUUUAAGGAAAUUAAUGUUAAUGUUUAUGCUGGAAUGGAAGACUUUUGAGGAGGAGUCUGAUUUGACCACCAAGUGUUUGCAAGAAUGCUUCAAUGAACUUGAGGUCAGGGAGAAGUACUUGACUUCAGUACAAGAAUCGGUGGCUGAGAGCUCUAAGGAACUUGACUUGAUCAGGGAAUCUUUAGAGCAGAGACGGAAAGAAGUUGAGACGAAAGAAGAGGAGUUUUGUGCAUUCCAAGAAAGAGAAAUCAGGGAUUUGGAAUGCAAGUGGCAAGACUUCAUUUUUGCCAAAAAGGGAUUCGAUGAAGCUGUGAAAUUGAGAGAAGGGAAGCUGAUCGAGCAAGAGAAGAUUGAGGAACGCCUUUUGGAGGAAAUAGGAUUUGAGCAUAAGCAGUUGGAGAAUUUUUGCAAGUCUAGUUUUACGGAGAUUAGUAUGAAGGCCAAGGAGUUUGAGGAGCUCUUGGAGAAGUUGAAUAAGAUUCAGAGUUCGAUUCGCAAAGAAUCAGAUGUCCUUCAGUUGAAAGAGAGAAAAUUCGCUAAACGAAUGGAAGAAUUUCAAGUUAAGGAAAAUAAUUUACAGUCGAUGGAGAAGGAACUUGAAACAAAAGUAAGGAGCUUGGACACCGCAAAGAAGGAACUUAGAGUAAAGGAACAUUACCUAGAUUCCGUUCAGAAGGAACUAAGAGAGAAGGAAACUACUUUGGAUUCUGUAAAGACGAAACUUGCUAUCAAGGAAGACCACUUGACCUCAGUGAAGAAGGAACUGGAGGACAAGGACAAGGGUCUGGAUACAAUUAAGAAGAAACUUGAACUCUGCGAGCAGGACUUGAAUUUUUUUGAGGAAAUACUCCAAGUAAGGGAGGGAGAGCUCAGUUCUAUUCAAGAGGCAUAUAAGCAGCGAUCAGAAGAUCUUGAUUCUAGGGAGAAGAAACUGGAUUUGGUUCAUGGUGAAUUUCAAUUAGAAAAGGAAAAAUUCCAAACGGAACAAGGAUUCUUCAAGAAAAAACUGAAAGAUAUAGCACUUAAAGAGAAACAGGUUGAGGUGAAAUUAAGAGAGCUUGAACAAAGAGAAAAGCACAUGGAAGAUCGGUUUAAAGUGCUUGAGGAGAAAAUGAAGCAACUGAAAACUAUUGGUAAUGUCCCUGAGAAGACUGAGUCUAUUUAUUUAUACAAUGUAGAAGUGGAAAGAGUUGGUGCUAUCUCUUGUAGUUCUGCUGAUAUAAAACUUGUUGUGACAAUGGACGGGAAGACUUUACAGAUAUUCUUAAAUGAGCACGCAAACAAGCUAGAUUCGUUGUCUGAUGAUGUUUUCAGGUCCCUUCAAUUGUCUCGCAACCCUGCACAGUUGGUGCUUGAUGCAAUGGAAGGGUUCUAUCCUCCCCACUUGAUGAGCGGAGAUACAGAGUUUGAGGGCAGUGUUGUCAAGCAGACCUGCAUUCUUCUAUUAGAGCAGUUAAUUAGAGUAUCACCGAAGAUUCAACCUAUUGUGCGCAGAAGAGCAAGGAAACUUGCGAGAGAGUGGAAGGCUAAAAUGAGGGCAAUGACUGGGGAUCAACUCGAGAUCUUGGGCUUCUUGUAUCUGUUGGCUUCUUAUGGUCUGGUCUCUUCCUUUGAUGCGGAUGAGCUUAUGAGCAUGCUGACUGUUGUUGCUGAGCAUAACAAGUCAAUGGAGUUGGGUCGUCUUCUUGGUUUCACAGAGAAGAUUCCUUGUUUCAUCCAGAACCUCAUAGCCAAGCAAAAGCAUCUUGAAGCUGUUGAAUAUGCUUAUGCUUUUGAGCUCACAGACCAUUUCCAACCAAUACUUAUUCUCAAAGACUACUUGAAACAAGUUAUGCAGAUUUCCGAGUGCGUUUGUAAUGGAGAAACGUGCUCAGUCAAAGAAAAGAAUGAAGCCAUUGAACAGAGUGUAGCUUCCAUUAGAGCUGUUAUCAGAUGCAUUAUGGAUCACGAGCUUCAAUCUCAAUACCCGCCCUCACAGCUUGAAGAGUGUAUAGAAUCUCUCACAAGGCAGAAAGCAGAUGUAACCUCAUCAUCUGUCAUUUCUGAGUCUCAGCUGAAACAGGUGGUAUCAACUAGUCCAUCUGUCCCCACUGAUGCCAAGACCCUCAGCUCUACCUCAUUCUCUAGAAAGGCCUCCACUUGCAUGUUAGGUCAUUCCGAUGCUAUGGCUUCCAUCCUUGUGAGCAUGGGCGGAAAGAAUUUGCAGAGUUUUUUAUACAAUCAUUGGAAUGAGCAGGAGUUGUUGCGCAUUGAAAUCUCUAGAGCUCUCAAAAUGUCAUGUGACUCAGGAUUGCUUGUAUUGGAAGCACUUGAAGGAUUUUAUCCUCCAGAACCUCAUAAUGAAGAAAUUUUAUUUGAUCGUAGUGUUAUCAGGAAAAGUUGCAUUCUUCUACUGGAACAGUUGAUGAGGCUCUCACCAGAGAUUAAACCAAAAGCCAAACUGGAAGCACGCAAGCUUGCAUUUGACUGGAAAGCAAAGAUGAUAGCUGAAACAGAAAACUAUCUGGCAAUAUUGGGUUUUCUGCUUCUAGUAGGUGCCUAUGGCUUGGCAUCUUCCUUCGAUAAAUAUGAGCUUGAGAGUUUGUGCCACACUGUAGCACAGGAUGAGAAUGCAUAUCAGAAUUUUCAUGUACUGGGUAUUGCAGGAGAAAAUCCCCAGAUUGAGAAAUCUAUGGAUCCCUCUAAAACUGAACCUCUUUUUGACAAUGUGGAAUUGAAAAGCAAGGCACGAGAUUUAACCUCUGCUUGUUCUUUAAGUUUUAUCCAUUGUGCAUCAGAUCCUGCAAAGGUUGUCUUAGAUGCAUUGCGGAAAUGUCGUUCUGCCAACUUGGGGAAGUGUAAAUAUGGCCCAUCAUCACUUAUGAAGAGGUUCUGUGAUUUGUUGGAACAUCUGAGAGAAGUUUCUCCAGAAAUAACACCUCAGGUUAAAAUAGAGGCAGUUGUGCUUGCUGUUGAGUGGAGAGAAACAUUGACCGGAUCGCAGCUGAACUAUUCUGAGGUCCUAGGCUUUUUGCAACUUUUAGCUACUUUUGAAUUGUCAUCCUCUUAUGAUUCAGAUGAGCUUCUAGGUCUAUUGGAGAUUGUUUACCAGUCCAGAAGGGCAAUUAAUCUGUUCAAAAUCCUAGGAUUAGCAGAUAAGAUCCCAUGCUUUAUUGAAAAUCUGAUAAGGAGAAAACAAUGGCUGCUGGCUAUUAGAUACAUCCAUGUAUAUGAACUUGUUGACUUGUUUCCACCUGUGCCCCUUCUUAAAGACUUCGUGCUAUACUCAGAAGAGCUAGCCAAGAAAAUACAUGAUAAUGGACUUGGUUCUCGUGAAGCCCAAGAAAAAGCUAUAAAUUGUGAAAUAUCUGCAUUGAGAGCUGCAUUAAAACGCAUUGUGUGGCACAACCUGCAAUCAGAAUACUCACCUGACCUUCUUAGAGCUCGUAUUGUGAAGCUUCAAAGGCAGAUGUCAGAACUAAGGAUCCCAAAGCAACACUCCGGCUUGACUACUAAAUCUCAAGUUUACGACAGAGAUGAAGGAACUCUAUGUGCUCCGAUUUCUCAAGUGCAAAAAGCUGUAACGAAAAGACGUCUUGCCUCAGCUACAGAGGGCGUUAUUGUACAUGAGUCCGAAGAACAACGGCGAAAACUUAAGCGUGUUUGCCAGUUACCCAUGCGGACAGAAGUUGGUGUAGAUGCCAUCAUUUGCAAUGCUUCUCUGUCAUCUUCUGUACAAUCAUCUUCUCAACCCGCAUCUGCAGAUGGUCAAAUUAGUACUGUCACACCAAACUACUCGGAAGAAGUGGUUUCUCAGCGCUUAGAGAGCUGCCCUGAAGAUGACCAGAUUUGUGAUUCUGGACAAGCAUCUUCCCAACUAAUUGGUGAUUCACAUGCUUAUGAUGAUGCUGAGGUUGAAACUGAAGUACCGGUUCAGAUAAACCCAUUUUAUCAUUCUGGGCAAAAUUUGAUGCCAAAACUGCAGGAGCUAUUGAGUAAGCUCAAGAAUUCUAUGUCCAGCUCAGGGAAGACCAAAGAUCAUGCGAGGACGUAGCGAGAAGAGAAAAGGGAGAAGAAGAGUUAGCUAGGAACUGUAUUUGAUUCUUUUCUGUAAAUGGUAGGUAGAUACAUGUACUAUACAAAAAAAUCAGUAACUAAUCUUAACCAGUGGACUAGAUUUUUUUUUUGUUUGUUUGUGUGUGUGUGUGUUUGUGCGCGCGCGCUCCAAAAUCGUUUUUUUAACCCUGGAUGCAAGUGGGUUUAGCCAAGUUA
Nicotiana attenuata is the source of this 4598-nucleotide messenger RNA. Its product is annotated as FRIGIDA-like protein 5. NCBI's taxonomy places the organism in Eukaryota, Viridiplantae, Streptophyta, Magnoliopsida, Solanales, Solanaceae. The record is from RefSeq and is a predicted model, not a curated record. Bases 298 to 4380 code for a protein of 1360 amino acids. The transcript has 6 exons.